This is a messenger RNA of Mytilinidion resinicola, 2465 nucleotides long. RefSeq names its product alpha/beta-hydrolase. The record is from RefSeq and is a predicted model, not a curated record. The transcript has 3 exons. NCBI's taxonomy places the organism in Eukaryota, Fungi, Ascomycota, Dothideomycetes, Mytilinidiales, Mytilinidiaceae. Bases 71 to 2164 code for a protein of 697 amino acids.
CCUCAACACCAUCGUCCUUCGUCAUCCUCGCCUCCCUCAUGGCUGCAACUUACUGGGGAGUUGACCGAGUAUGCCCUCUUUACCCCUGGAAGACGUCAAGAUAGACGGACGCGAAACCGGCAAAGCGAAAAGUCCUGUCGAUCAUUUUCAAAUCCGCACAGCAAUUGCUGCGUUCUUUUGUCUCUGGGUUCUUAUUUGGACUCAAGGACUUGGGUUAUGGCAGAGAUGGAGCUAUUCUGAGAGCGCGCCUGAGCCCCAAGGAGGAGGAUUCAGUAAAAGCUUUGUGGAAGCAUUCAACGAUAUAACUCCGAGUGAGAAGCUCGAAUGGCAUCGUUGCUCCGAAGGAAACUUCUGUGCGCGGUUGACCGUUCCAAUGGACUACAAACGACCCCUGUCUGGGUCUCGCCGGCGGCAUCCAAAGGUUCAUAUUGCCAUGGUGCUGAUCCCAGGGGCGAAUCAUACGUCGGGCGAGCAUUUCAGCGCGUCACCCGUGUUGGUGAACCCUGGUGGUCCAGGAGGCUCAGGAAUUGACUUCGCCCGUAGAUCAGCCAAAAGCCUGCAGGCUCUUUUCGGCGAAGAUCAAGAUAUUAUCGGUUUUGAUCCACGUGGAGUCGGAGAAACUACGCCUGGAGUUGAUUGCUUCUCUUUCCCGUCACAGAAAGCAGGACGCAUUGCUUCAGAGCCGCCCUCAGAGCAGGACAUUCUUCACGGACGGUUCAACUCUAUGCUUUUCGAUAUCAGCAACCCUGGCCUUGUCAACUCCAGCGGCAAUUCGCUGGAAUCACUCGAUGUUAGAUGGAGAGCUAUGUCCGGUCUCUGCACUCAUAAGGAUGACAUCUACGGAGAGAACAGUAUCUUGAGGCACCUCAGUACUCCGGUGGUUUCCAGGGAUAUGCUUUCGAUAGUUGAGGCUUGGGAUGAAUGGAUCGAAGCAUCUCCAAGAGAAAAAUAUCCCCUUGAGAGACCUUAUUCACAUCUGAAGGGCCAACUAUCUUAUUGGGGCGGUAGCUAUGGCUCGCUCCUUGGCGAAACAUUUGCAGCAAUAUAUCCCGAUCGUGUUGGAAGGAUGGUUUUGGAUGCAAUCGUCAAUGCGGACUACUACGUCACCCCGAUUUGGGUUGAUGCUCUCACAGACGCAGAGAACGUGCUGCAAUCCUUCUUUCGGUACUGCCAUCUCGCCGAAAGUAGCUGUGCGAUAUAUCGAUCUGGAGAUAGAUCUGAGGAUAUUCGAAUCCGGUACUCCGCCAUCAUGGACCGGUUGAAGGCGCAAACAGGAGUCGCAGCAAUCUAUCCGCGAACCCACCAGCCGGUAGUGGUAACAUAUAGCCAUAUACGACAGUUUAUUUUCCUCGCGCUGUAUCAACCGAUUCGCCUCUUUCCACUAGCCGCGGAAGUGCUGGAUGCCCUCUAUCGAGAAGAGCAUUCGAAGCUGUUCAACGAUUACAUCUCUUUACCGGAGCUCCAAGCUAGUCUAGGCAGAUUCUGCCCCUGCGAUGACUCAGUUCCAGCACAGGGGAUGAACGUGUACAGCCAUUGGGAGGCAAAUAUGGCUAUCAAAUGCAGCGACAAACGCUACAUUCUCAACGAGACUAUCCCCAAUCUCACGACUCUCUUUGAACUUCUCUCGACCAACACGUCUUGGGGAGAUGUCUGGAUGACCUGGCAACUUGGCUGUGAUGGCUGGAACAUCCAGUCAGCAGAUCCACCUCUUCCUUGGGACCCAGACGAUUAUUCCUUCUCGAUACCUCAUGACAGGCAAGUGAACACGACGAACCCGAUUCUAUUCCUUUCCUCGUCGUACGACCCGGUAUGUGCUAUCGAAGGCGCGGUCAAAAUGGCCCGGCGGUUUGCUGGUGCGGGCUUCGUGGAACAGAAGUCUAUAGGCCACGGCACGUUUUCAACUGCGUCCAGGUGUACGACGGACGUGGUUCGGAGAUAUUUCAAGCAUCUAGAGGUUCCGGAUGGAUCGCUUGAGGAUAGAACAUGGAAGACUUGCGAGCCGGAUGAGUGGCCUUGGAAACCGUUUCAGAAACAAGAUUGGAUGCAGCAGUUUUCGGGGCCCCGGAGCGAAGAAAGAGAGGAUCUUGAAGCUGUCGGGGCUAGGAUGGAAGCUUCUAAGGGCAUCCAGGAGUUUCUGGCAAGAAGAAAGACGGUGGGUUACUAGCAGUCACGCGAGGGGCGAAUAGUACGGGUAUCGCAGGUGAGAGAGCACGUGUUUUGCAGAGGAGUAAACGCAUGCUCAAGAUCAUGUUCAUGGUCGGAUGGGGACAUAUCCACAUUGCGUGGCAAUGGCCAAGAAAUCCACCGAGUGCAGUGAACGCUCACCUACAUUAAUACAUUCACAAAGAGCGCAUCAUUGUGUGGAGUUGGUGAUAUUCAAGAUCACAGUUUCACUGAGCGUCUUCAGCACACGGAGAUGAACAUCAGACAAGAGCAAGACCAAUGAAAAUAAGACAUUCGAUUUC